AUGGGCGUCCAAGUUGCCGGACAAGCCGGGUCUGAACAGGUGAAAAUGGACAGUUUUGUCCCUCUUCCCGAGUCUGAUGGCACACUUUUAUCACAUCACGCCCUGCCGGACUGGCCAAAGAUGCCUGCUCAGUCGGUAGAUCCGAGGAAGCCCGAGGCAGCUGAACUCUUUCUCUCACGUCGAGGGUCAACAAUUUCCUGUUUCUGCUCGACUUUUCACCUCCGAUCCGUUUGCCCGCCAAAGCAGCAGUCUCCAGGUCGGAUACUGCCGGGUUCUGGAGACAAACUCACCAAUCAGGUGGGUCCUGAACACCUGAGCCCAGCAGGAUCGGCGAAUCCACUGCUUCGAGUCGGUACUAACGAGGGCCCACUGAGAUUGGCUCGAAGUGAAGAGCGAACCCAAUCAUUUCUGUAG
This is a messenger RNA of Protopolystoma xenopodis, 414 nucleotides long. Lineage: Eukaryota; Metazoa; Platyhelminthes; Monogenea; Polystomatidea; Polystomatidae. The record is from the annotation of a GenBank genome assembly.